Centropristis striata (black sea bass) is the source of this 904-nucleotide messenger RNA. RefSeq names its product junctional sarcoplasmic reticulum protein 1. The record is from RefSeq and is a predicted model, not a curated record. The transcript is spliced from 6 exons. NCBI's taxonomy places the organism in Eukaryota, Metazoa, Chordata, Actinopteri, Perciformes, Serranidae.
AUGGAAGAAAGCUAUGAGACAUUUGAAGAGGAGUUAUGGCCACCAAGAGCAGAUCCUCCUCCACAGAAGCCUGUUCGACAGAUCCGCAGACCAGAAAUGAACGCUACGAGGAAAGCCAGAGAGGAAAUGGCUACAUUUCCACAGCAACCAAGAGCAGAACCCAAGAUUUUACCCAGAGAGCCUAGCUUCCCCAGAACCAGUGAUUAAUCCUCCUCUCUUCUUUCAGCAUCCAUACAAAAAGCCGUGUCCGCCCAAAACCUGACCCAGAUUGAAACACCAUGGGAGAACGUCACCCUCAACCGAUGUCUGUUUGUGGCUAUAACCAUCCUGGUGCUCACCUCGGGCUUUCAGAGGCUUAAUGAAACUCUGCGCGGUCAGGGGACAGCAGAGGAGGAGGAAGAAGUAGGACUGACAGUGAGACAGAGAGGCUCAUUACAACACAGAGGACACCCACCAGAGCCUGAGACAUCUCUAUGGGAAGUCAUGUUUUGGUGGCUGCCGGACCUCGAUGAUGAAGACGAUGAGGAGGAGGAGGAGGAUGAUUAUGACGAUGAUGGACAACUAAAAAAAAAAGUGAAAUCAAAGAAAGGAGCAAAAGCAGGAGCAUCAAGAGGUCUCAGAAACAUGCCAAUACCGGACAAAAAACUAAUGAAACAACGAGAAGGGAAAUUUAAGGACAGGAGAGCCAAGAAAGCCAGAGAUGAAGCAAUCAAAGAAAAGAAAGAAAGAGAUAAAAAGGAGGAUCCUGAAGAGGCAGCAGAUGAGGAAGAUGUGGAUGAGGGAAAUGAGGAGGCAGAGCCAGACAACAAUCUGGAGGAAAAGAAAGAGAAGAAAAAGACUCAAAAGGAAUGAGUUGAUUCUUUCUACUGUGACAGAUGCCGAUUCAUUUUCUUAACAAUUUUAC